UCAUCCUCUUUCCUAGCUUACUGCAAUAGCAAUAGUCUCUCUUCUUUGCUUCCUUACCUGAAAUGGCGGAUCAUCAACAAGUUAUCAAUGUUGCUGAUCAGACCAAGGUGUCAAUCCCUGGUGCUGAUGUUGAGCGGCUUGAGGUGGAGGAGGACAUCAACUACACCCAGAGGGGACAAUGGCUCCGAGCGGCGGUUCUUGGAGCCAACGAUGGGUUGGUGUCCACGGCCUCUUUGAUGAUGGGGAUUGGAUCGGUUAAAGAUGAUGCCAAAGCCAUGAUCCUUACUGGGUUUGCAGGGUUGGUUGCCGGAGCUUGUAGUAUGGCAAUUGGAGAGUUUGUCUCUGUUUAUUCACAGGUGGAUAUAGAAGUGGCUCAGUUGAAGAGACAGAAGAGAAUGAGUAGAGAUGGUGUAGAGAAUGAAGAAGAAGAAGAAGAAGAAAGAGAAAAGGUGGUGCAGUUACCGAGUCCAGUGCAAGCCGCUUUGGCAUCGGCCCUAGCUUUCUCGGCAGGGGCUGUUCUGCCGCUGCUAGCAGCUGCAUUCUUAAAGGAGUGGAAAGUAAGGCUGGGGGUGGUUGUGGGUGUAGCAAGUUUGGCCUUGCUGGUGUUCGGAGUGGUGGGAGCAGUGCUGGGGAGGGCACCGGUAGGCAGAUCCAGUGUGAGAGUGCUGACUGGGGGUUGGCUGGCUAUGGCCAUAACUUCUGGCUUGACAAAGCUGAUUGGGUCCACUGGACUGUGAACGUUUCUGCUACUUCUUCUCUAGGUGUGAUUUGUAUUGGUCAUCAUCCUCUUCUUUCUUUGCUUCUUUCUUC
Molecule: messenger RNA, 810 nt
Organism: Nelumbo nucifera (sacred lotus)
Lineage: Eukaryota; Viridiplantae; Streptophyta; Magnoliopsida; Proteales; Nelumbonaceae
Source: RefSeq, a predicted model, not a curated record